GCUCCGCUGUUGAAUUUGCCACUAAAAAUUGUUUUCAACUUCAUAUCGUCCUUAUACAAAAAUAUGUCAGUUUAUUGAAAACGACGCCUGGCCCGAUGCAUUGCGUUAAAUUCCCCCUGCUCAUCACAUUAUGCUAAAGUUUAGUGAUAUUGGAAACAGUUGUGCGGCCUGGAGGCACCUGCUUCGCACCGGUCGCAGUAGCUUGAAGAUCAAGAAAGGUGCAAAAGGACAUUUCUUGGAUAAAAAAUGCAACGAGGAACUGAAGAAAUCUCUUCCUGAAGAGGCGUAUGUUGAAUUAAUGAAUUGGGUUGAUAGCUGGAUGAAGAAAAUAGACAAGAGGAACUAUAGUUACACCAAGAAGGAUCUUGAUCCAAAACCUGGAGCCAAUCCAAAGGAGUCUACAUCUAUAGGAAAUCAAUCAGCUGGCAAUCUCAGCGAUUUAGAGGAAGAUGAUGAUGUUAUUGAAUGUGUCGACUCCAAUGAAACUUGUAUCAAAGAUGUUAUUGACCUUUGCAGUGAUGAAGAUUCACGAGAUAACACCUUGACAGACUCUAAUGGUAGUAAUACAAUGUCUUCAACCACAAAAGAAGAUAACGCAUUGUCCGAAAUGACAAAGAUCCUGGACAUGUUGGAGACCGUAGAGAACUUCACCGUAAGACAUGCGAAUGAAGAGGCAUUUUUUCUGAUUAAAAUGCUUCGCAUAAGCCUAAUACAAGGGCUAAAUUUAUGA
Messenger RNA from Drosophila bipectinata, 730 nucleotides. NCBI's taxonomy places the organism in Eukaryota, Metazoa, Arthropoda, Insecta, Diptera, Drosophilidae. The record is from RefSeq and is a predicted model, not a curated record.